UCAACGAAACGAACUCAGAACACAAACCCAAACACAUACUAUUUCGCUUCUCUUUCUCUCUCUGUCCACCUCUCUCACACGUUCAUGGACUCUCCCUCUCGCUCCUCCGUCAUCAUCGUAGGUGCCGGCAUCUCCGGUAUUGCUGCGGCGAAAGUGUUGGCUGAAAACGGCAUAGAAGACCUGGUGAUUCUGGAGGCCUCUGACCGCAUCGGCGGCAGGAUCCGCAAGGAGCGUUUCGGCGACGUGUCGGUGGAGCUUGGCGCCGGUUGGAUCGCCGGCGUCGGAGGCCCACAGGCCAAUCCUGUUUGGGAACUCGCCGGCCAAUUCGGCCUCCGUACAUGCUUCUCCGACUACAGCAAUGCUCGCUACAACAUCUACGAUCGCAGCGGGAACAUCAUUCCGAGUGGAAUCGCUGCUGACUCGUACAAAAAAGCGGUGGACUCGGCGAUUCAGAAGUUGAGGAACCAGGCAGAAGCUGACGAUGAUAGCAAUAACAAUGUCUCCAAACUAACGAAACCGCCUUCGACGCCGGAGACGCCGAUAGAGCUCGCCAUUGAUUUCAUCCUCCAUGAUUUCGAAAUGGCUGAGGUAGAACCAAUAUCUACAUACGUGGAUUUUGGGGAGAGAGAAUUUUUGGUUGCGGACGAACGAGGGUACGAUUACUUGCUGUACAAAAUGGCCGAAGAUUUCCUCUUCACAUCGGAGGGUAGAAUCUUGGACGAUCGUCUCAAACUCAACAAGGUCGUCCGCGAAUUACAGCAUUCAAAAAGUGGCGUUAAGGUGAUAACGGAGGAUGGUUGCAUUUACAAAGCCAAUUACGUGAUUCUGUCUGUGAGCAUUGGCGUUCUCCAAAGCGACCUACUCACCUUCAAUCCACCCUUACCUAGAUGGAAAUUGGAAGCCAUCGAGAAAUGUGAUGUGAUGGUGUACACCAAAAUCUUUCUGAAGUUUCCAUAUAAGUUCUGGCCGAGUGGACCCGAAAAGGAAUUCUUCAUCUAUGCUCACGAGCGGAGAGGCUACUACACAUUUUGGCAGCACAUGGAGAACGCAUAUCCUGGCUCCAAUAUCUUAGUAGUGACAUUGACUAAUGGGGAAUCAAAACGUGUGGAAGCUCAAUCAGAUGGACAGACCUUGAGAGAAGCUAUGGCAGUUCUCAGGGAUAUGUUCGGACCCAACAUCCCGGAUGCCAUUGAUAUACUUGUUCCCUGCUGGUGGAAUAACAGGUUUCAGCGUGGCAGCUACAGCAACUACCCCAUUAUUUCCAACCUUAAAGUUUUUCAAAAUAUUAAGGCCCCAGUAGGUCGAAUUUUCUUCACAGGAGAGCACACCAGUGAAAGAUUUAACGGCUACGUACAUGGUGGAUACCUCGCAGGUAUUGACACCAGCAAAGCAUUACUAGAAGAAAUGAGGAAAGAAAAGGAAAGAAAAAGUGAGAGCCAAACUCUUUUGUUAGAGCCCUUGCUAGCAUUGUCAGGAUCAUUAACAAUGUCGAAGUCAGAAACGGUCUCCAACAUCCAUAAAUGCGAUAUUCCUACACAAUUAUAUCUUAGUGGCAAGCUUGGGAUGCCAGAGCCAAUAUUAUGACCAUUUGGGACUGUAGAGAGUCCUCCCCUUGUAGAUGAUGCUUGAAGAAGCAUACUUGAUGAGAAUCAUCAUGGCCAGGACAUUCUUGAUCCUAAGUCUCAUCCAAGCCCUUGGUGCCCCCAUUGGUAAUGUAGAUUACCCACUUUCUGUAGUAUGUUGGUGAGGGGAAGAGGUGCCGGAAUACUGCGCAGAUGUCUCCUCACUUUAGUCCAUUUCACUGCUAGCGCAGCUCACUAGGUUUUGAUUUUUUAAGGAAAUUAUUUGGUAUACGCGUACGAUUACUUUGUUCUUUAUAGUCAAAAGCAAGUUGCAUUGUAAGGAUGCUAGCUAAUGUUUGGAUCCUAACUUUUUACUUGUCAGUCAGUGAUGUCCAUUUAAAAGAAACGAACUUUAUUUGAUUGCUUUUAUAUAUAUAUAACAUACAUUUGAUUGCUU
This is a messenger RNA of Abrus precatorius (Indian licorice), 2019 nucleotides long. RefSeq names its product polyamine oxidase 1-like. The transcript has 10 exons. Gene Ontology annotation, biological process: polyamine catabolic process. Lineage: Eukaryota; Viridiplantae; Streptophyta; Magnoliopsida; Fabales; Fabaceae. The record is from RefSeq and is a predicted model, not a curated record. The coding region runs from base 85 to 1584 and encodes 499 amino acids. Gene Ontology annotation, molecular function: polyamine oxidase activity.